AUGACACGGAAAAUCAAGAAUGCUUUGAGCGAGUAUGAAAGGACACACGCGUCAGAUGAAACUCAAAGAAGGGUAGAAGUCACACCUAUGGAAAAAAAUCGAGGUCAGCUACAAGUACAAGUACCUGCUCGCAAAUUAUCCCCUAUAAAGACUCCAAUUACCCCAUCAUCAAAGACCACCCGGCAGGCACAAGAUAAGGCAAGCCAUAUUCGGAAAAGAGGCUCGCAGGAGGAUGGGGGGGAGAGGAUAUCGCGAGAAAGAAGCGACACCACUGGGACAACCCAGCUUGAGAAGCAAGAUAGAAAAUCUGAAUUGGGACUUCCUCAACCCUCCAGCACAGCAGAACGCCCAAGAUCUUGUCUUCCAAAGGCAAAGUCGCCCGCCAAGGCUGCAAUAUCAAACGUUCACAAAGAACCAAAAAUUUCCCUUUCACCCAAAACUCACUCCGAGGACAGGAGUAAUGACGAAGUAGUGGAAGUGGGACAUCACAAGCAUGUCGAGGAGAAAGUUCUCGAGAAUAUGAAAGAAAAUUACAGGAGGGACUUGCAGAGUAAAGAAGCAGAAGUAAUUGCCAUUCGAGACCAGUGGGAUAGCGACCUUCGAGAACUACAUGGGAAGAUCGAAAAGCUUGAAAAAACGAAACUAGAGUUGGAAUCCAAAGCUUCAAAUUUAGAAGCAGCAGAAAUCGCCGUCAGAAAUGCAGGAAGGGAUCCACUGGCUUAUGAGAUUGGCCAAAAGAACAUAGAAAUAUGGAUGUUGACUAAUAAGAUUCAUCGGCAGUUCGAAGUGUCAAGCCUCAGCCAGAGAGAAGCAAAGCACCUACCGCCUCAAACUAUCGACACUGCUAUGAACGAGAUCCGCUUAGAGUUGGAAGCUAUGACUGAAAUACAAGACUUUAGACGAAUGCAUAGGCCAAAAGAGUGGUUCGAUGGCGACUUAACACACUUGGUGAACUCUGCUUUUACUUCUCUCGAAGGAUCAGAUGAUGGCGGAUGGGUUGAACUACGACUCUUUGAUGUCGGAGCCUUCAAAGAGCAUAUGAGACAGCCAUACUUCAAAGAUCUUCUAAAACGCACUGCAAAACAGCUUUCGUGUCGAUUAUCAAGGACCUUGAGCCCUUUAUUCGGUAAAAGUCUUCAAAAUCCGGGAAAUGAUUUCUCCUUCCAUACCUGGGGCGAGGACUUGGAGUCUUGGAAGGAAAGACAGUACCAUUUUGAAAGGCUUUUCCGCACAGCCCUUGAGCUAAAAAGUGACUCUACGUUCCUGAAGGAUCUUGGUUACGUCUUUCCAUUUGUGCAUACAAAUCAAAACCACUAA
Sclerotinia sclerotiorum 1980 UF-70 is the source of this 1317-nucleotide messenger RNA. RefSeq lists its product with no specific name. NCBI's taxonomy places the organism in Eukaryota, Fungi, Ascomycota, Leotiomycetes, Helotiales, Sclerotiniaceae. The transcript has 4 exons. The record is from RefSeq and is a predicted model, not a curated record. Bases 1 to 1317 code for a protein of 438 amino acids.